CUGACCAGCCUUAUCUGGAGUUUCUGCUGGAAACAGGUUGCUGAGAAUCAAUUUGUGACCCAAAAAUUGAUUUGAUGAAGAAUCUUUACAAGAUCCCCCUUGCACAGGAUUUUUUUUUCCUCUAUAGGAAAGUCCUCUCCUGUAGAAUCGUGGGCUCUCCAAGCAGAGAUGAUACUGUAGCUUUAAUAAUGACAUUGAGGUAAGGAUUCAUUCCAAACUUGGUGUCUGGGCUUCUCCGUAAGCAACGGGGGCCCACUGCUGUAAUUUGAGAGGAGAAGAGAGAUCCUACGGCCAAAAGCUGAAGUCCCGCGUUAGCAGCACGAAUCCAGAUGUAGAAUGAAGAAGGGGGGAAAGUAGCCCAAAGCGCUUGCAGCAGCUUCGGGCAGGUCUCAGUCAAAUCUGGACGCCAGCACGCCCUCUCUCCCUCCCCGUUUUUAACGUGGGAGUUUCCUAACGCGCGUGGAGGAAGGAGAAAGGAAAACGUGGUUAAGGAAAAGUUGGUGGGAAAGAAGCCAGAGGCUCCUCCUUUUAAGGUUUGUUAAUCUCUCCCCCCCCCCCACCACCCCCUUCCCAGAGGAAAAAAAAAUCAAAGUUCUCGCGGGCAAAUCGGAUGCAACGGAGAACUCUCCGCGGGGAGCGAGAAGGGCCAAGCGGGUCCCAAUGAAGCCCUGCAAUAAGGACGGCCGCAACCGGAGGACUUGAAACAAGGCGCGACCGGAGUUGCCUCUUUGCCCUCUUCCACUUCGGGACGCUUAGGGUGUCGGGGCAGGUUUCAUCCCUCCCACUCCCCGGGAUGCUGCUGGGAGUCCUGUCGGUGUGGCUGCUGAGCUCUUCCAUCAGCUUGUGCCACGGCUAUUUCGACGGCCCGCUUUAUCCGGAGAUGUCCAACGGGACGUUGCAUCACUAUUUCGUGCCCGACGGGGACUACGAGGAGAACGACGACCCGGAGAAGUGUCAGUUGCUUUUCAGGGUGAGCGACCGCCUUCGCCGCUGCACAGCGGACGGGGAGGGUGAACGCUCGCAUCCCGCGGCGGUAGCGGCGGCGGCGCCCGCUCUGACGCUGCGCGAGGAAUUCACCCUCCUGGGCCGGCAGGUGGAGGACGCGGCGCGCGUGCUGGAAGGCAUCCAGAAGAGCAUCGCCUACGACCUGGACGGCGAGGAGAAUUACGGCAACUACCUGCGCAGGGAAUCCGCGCAGAUCGGGGACGCCUACGCCAACUCGGAGAAGUCGCUGGGCGAGCUGGAAAACAAGUUCCGGCAGGGCCAGGAGCACGAGAGCCACGAGGAGAGCCGCCUCAACGACGACUUCCUGGGAAUGCUGGUGCAUGCGCGGGCCCUUCUCAAGGAGACGCUGACCGUCUCGGCCGGCCUGCGGGACAAAUACGAACUACUGGCGCUCACCGUCCGGAGCCACGGCGCCCGCCUCAGCCGCCUCAAGACAGAGUAUCUCAAGGGCUGAGCGGGAGCGGGCGCCUCGCUGGGCUUCAAGCGACCCUCUCCCCCCCCUCCCCUUUCCCCUCUGGUCGGCCACGCCGGCGGGACUCUUUGCCGGCCACGCUUCCUCACAGACGGACUUUCCUCCAUCACAUCGGCCCUUCCUACUGUACCUCAGUGCAGAUUGUUGGCGAUUUUCAGCCGAGCACCUUGAAAGAGCAAAAUAAAGGGCCUACCU
Molecule: messenger RNA, 1672 nt
Organism: Notechis scutatus (mainland tiger snake)
Lineage: Eukaryota; Metazoa; Chordata; Lepidosauria; Squamata; Elapidae
Source: RefSeq, a predicted model, not a curated record